Cinara cedri is the source of this 1107-nucleotide messenger RNA. The record is from the annotation of a GenBank genome assembly. Lineage: Eukaryota; Metazoa; Arthropoda; Insecta; Hemiptera; Aphididae.
AUGGCCAACGAUACGGAAUUCGUGUUGGGCAUAGAAAAAGCAAAGGAGGCUGGAUUGCAUUUUGUUCAAGAAUAUCUUGAAAUAUUAAAUGAAAAGCCGAACAUUGCGUUCUUAUAUCAUAUCAACGAAGAUUUACAGGUACAACUUUCUAUUAGCCGCUAUCCAACCGACAUCACUGACAAUCCACAACCAACUACAAUCCUAAGAAAAAAUCGAACCCAUGAAGAAAAAAUCAUUCCCGCUGACAUGAUUAGCACCGAUUUAGACUCUCGCAUGGAUACAACAGUAAAUAGUGUCCAGAAUAAAAUUAUUGAUCCGGUUAAAUUUACAAAUAAUAUCUAUAUUCCACCCAUAAAAAAUGUAAAAAAGAAAUUAGAGGUUCCUGGUGAAAUCGCCGCGUCCUAUUGGCGUGCUCUUACCGCCCCCCAUCUUCUUCCGGAAAUUACAGAAAAUAAUGAAACCCAUGAAAGUUAUUCCACUGGUAUGGUUACAUACAACCAGCCCCUUCUCGAUGUAUCCACCGAAUCAGACUCUCGCAUCGAUACCGCGGUAAAUAGUGUCCAGAAUAAAAUUAUUCACCCGGUUAAAUUUACAAAUAAUAUCUAUAUUCCACCCAUCGAAAAUGUAAAAAAGAAAUUAGACGUUCCUGGUGAAAUCGCCGCGUCCUAUUGCCGUGCUCUUACCGCCCACCAUCUUCUUCCGGAAAUUACAGAAAAUAAUAUAAAUCCCAUUAUUAUCAAAGAUAACGAGACGGCGACAUCUAUACCUGCCUUAAAAACUCUUCCAAUUAAUACAAAAGAUAACGAGGGUAAAACCCCCAAACUUGUACCCGUCAAUGCUAAAGAAAGGAUUAUACUCGAACCCUUGCCGAAUACCUCCGCAAAGAAUAUUUGUCCUAUUUCUUUCAAAAAUGAUUCUCCAUCUAAUAUCCUAAGACUUAGAUCCCGUCCAGUUCAAACGUACUACAUGUCCUCUUUGACUACCCGUGAACGUGAACGAUUUUUCAAAAAAGACACAUUCAUUAAGCGACAAUAUCGCCGAAUACGGAGAUCGCUAUUUAAAUUUAAAUUAUUACAUGUUAUAGAAAAUCCCUUAUUUUUUCUUUAA